This is a messenger RNA of Carlito syrichta (Philippine tarsier), 2139 nucleotides long. It is a transcript of the gene ELMOD3, whose product is annotated as ELMO domain containing 3. The coding region runs from base 238 to 1377 and encodes 379 amino acids. The record is from RefSeq and is a predicted model, not a curated record. The transcript is spliced from 11 exons. Lineage: Eukaryota; Metazoa; Chordata; Mammalia; Primates; Tarsiidae.
CAGAGUCGAGGCUUCAAAGACCUCUGGGACUUCCUUCAUUGCUCACAGAAGCCUCCUGCACCCUCGUGAUGGCACAGAGGGACUAUUUUCUUAUUCUUGGUCUGAAUGACUGCCAAGGAAGAAGGCAAAGGUGGAACAGUUGGAUCUCUGGCUCUUCCCAUGGCUUCUGAUCUCAGGUCUUAUUAGCCCCCUUCUGGGCUCAAGGACAAAGUUCCCGGAAACAAUUAAUUUUGAGUCAUGAAUGAAAAAACUUGCUCCUUCCAUAAUGAGGAAGAAUUAAGAGAUGUAAAGGGUGAAGGGGUGUCUGUUGAGUACUCUCCAUCAUCUGACAAGGAGAACAGUGCUCUGUCAGCUUUCAGAGGAAUUCCUAUCGCAGAGCUGAAGAACCACAGCAUCCUCCAGGCUCUGGCCACAGAAGCUACUGGAUGGGAGCCACAUGUCGUGAGGGCAGAGGUGCUCAGAGCUCAAGAAGAAUGGGAAGCUGUGGACACCAUCCAGCCGGAGACAGGGAGCCGGGCCAGCUCAGAGCAGCCUGGGCAGCUGAUCUCCUUCAGUGAGGCCCUGCAGCAUUUCCAGACUGUGGACCUCUCCUCCUUCAAGCAAAGAAUCCAGCCGACUGUUCGAAGGACUGGGCUCGCCGCCCUCCGGCACUACCUCUUCGGGCCUCCAAAGCUCCACCAGGGCCUUCAGGAAGAAAGGGACUUGGUCCUGACCAUUGCUCAGUGUGGCCUGGAUAGCCAAGACCCAAUACAUGGCCGAGUCCUGCAGACCAUCUACAAGAAACUGACCGGUUCCAGGUUUAACUGCGCACUCCUUGGAGAGCACUGGGAGGACCUGGGCUUUCAGGGAGUGAACCCAGCCACGGACCUGAGAGGCGCAGGCUUCCUUGCCCUCCUGCAUCUGCUCUACCUGGUGAUGGACUCGAAGACCUUGCUGAUGGCACGGGAGAUUUUCCGCCUGUCUCGUCAUCAUGUCCAGCAAUUCCCUUUCUGCUUGAUGUCUGUGAACAUCACCCGCAUUGCCAUCCAGGCCUUGAGGGAGGAGUGUCUCUCCAGGGAGUGCAACCGGCAGCAGAAGGUCAUCCCAGUGGUGAACAGCUUUUACGCUGCCACAUUCCUCCACCUGGCACAUGUCUGGAGGACGCAGCGGAAGACCAUCUCAGACGCGGGCUUUGUCCUCAAAGACUUGGAAGUGUUGGCCAAGAAGAGUCCACGGCGGCUGCUGAAGACCCUGGAGACCCACUUGGCCAGGGUGUCCAAGGGACAGGCCUCCUUUUUGGGAGCACAGAAGUGCGGUGGGCCGCAAGCUCCUCACUCCAAGGAUCUCACCUUCACAGGUGUGUGUGACCUGCAGUCUCACCCCUCUGAAGGCACGUGAUGCAUCUGACUGAUGUGGAAACUGGCUGAUGGGAUAUUUGAAGGCCGAGCCGCAGGGGCUUUCCGAGUGUGGCAAACCGUGUCAGGAGCACCUGGCUGGGCCAAGCCCCUUUCUGUCUCAGCCGGUGGUCAGUAGGAAGCCCCUGGCCUAGUUGAAGAAAGCAAGUACUCUCACCAGCAUGAGACCCCAGAGGCAGCUAGGCUUGGCCCACCCACCGCAGACCUACCUCAGAGCAAGGAGAAAUUGCCUCAGUCUCUGCUGGGCUCCAGUCUAUGGGGCUGAGUUCCGGGCUGACUCAAGGGGAGUGAGAGGAUGGCAGGGUGGGACAGCCGCAUCGGGGUGUUCCACACUACCCCACAUCGAAGGAAGUUCCUGAGUAGAGGCAGCCAGAAUUCUGACUCACCGGCCCAGGGCUUUGAGGCCUGGGUAGUUAGAAUUCAGAGGAUGACAGCAGGGCAGCAGCCAACAGAGGGGAGGGUAACCCCUAGCUCAGACUUGCAGCCUGAGGCCUCAGCUGGGGUGAGGGUGGGGGGAAGAGAGCUUCCUGUCCUCCAUCCACCAGAUCCUCCAGGCCCUACCUUAGCCCACCCUCUUCUCCCCAGCCCCUCCCCUGCGUUGCUUAUGAUCUAGAAACCGGUACUUGGCUAGGGAUUGUCCAUGGCAGCUCCAUCCCAGGCCUCGGCAAGCUGGAUAUCCUCCCGUAGAGGACGUGUGCAGACCAGCAGCUUUUAAAUAAAGAAUUGCUCUAGUUUCAGGCCCGCA